Molecule: messenger RNA, 1518 nt
Organism: Neoarius graeffei (lesser salmon catfish)
Lineage: Eukaryota; Metazoa; Chordata; Actinopteri; Siluriformes; Ariidae
Gene: ap1s2
Product: adaptor related protein complex 1 subunit sigma 2
Exons: 5
Coding region: 95-568 (157 amino acids)
Biological process (GO): intracellular protein transport; vesicle-mediated transport
Cellular component (GO): membrane coat; AP-1 adaptor complex; intracellular membrane-bounded organelle
Molecular function (GO): clathrin-cargo adaptor activity
Source: RefSeq, a predicted model, not a curated record
ACAGAAGAGUAACGGGACGCGUCUGGGUGUCGGACAGAAACCUAGCAGUGUUUGCUAACGUGUUAUAAGAUUCGUUCACGAUAUAACCGUUAAGAUGCAGUUCAUGCUGCUGUUUAGUCGCCAGGGCAAGUUGCGCUUGCAGAAAUGGUACGUGCCGCUGUCCGACUCGCAAAAGAAGAAGAUCUCACGCGAGGUCAUCCAGAUGGUGUUGGCCCGCAAACCUAAAAUGUGUAGCUUUCUGGAGUGGAGAGAUUUAAAAAUUGUCUACAAAAGAUACGCCAGUCUGUAUUUCUGCUGUGCUGUGCAAGACCAAGAGAACGAACUGAUAACCCUCGAGAUCAUCCAUAGAUAUGUCGAGCUCCUGGACAAGUAUUUUGGCAGUGUAUGUGAGCUGGACAUCAUCUUCAACUUUGAGAAGGCAUACUACAUCCUGGAUGAGUUUAUACUGGGCGGGGAAGCUCAGGAGACAUCUAAAAAGAUUGUACUGAAGGCCAUUGAACAGGCAGAUAUGUUGCAAGAGGAAGCAGACACACCCCGCAGCGUACUAGAGGAGAUUGGACUCACAUAAUACUCCAGAAGUCUGCAAAAUAAGAAGUACCACUUUCUCAUUUCCUGCCUUUUCAGUGUCCGUAUGUCAGUCUUGUAUCGAAGUCACACAAAAACCACAGUAUCUGGAUUUAGUGAAAUAUGCAACUUUUAAUUUUUCCAGUAUUAUUUGAUUAAUCCUUUUUCACUCGUCUUCAAUUGUGAGUCAGUAGAUAUAUCUUAUAAAUCUGCUUGUUAUAUUAUGAUGGCGAUUUUCAUUACCUCACUUUAUCCUUCACUGCCUUAAGACACGCUGUCACAGUUUGGUCUAUAAAAUUUCAGCUUAAAUUUUACAUGGUAUGAACUAGGUGUGUCUUUGUAGGUCAUUAGUAUCAAAUCUUUUCUUUUUGAUCAAACAAUAUUAAGUGGAAAAGAGAGAUUAUAAUUAUGAUGGUGCGCACACGGUCAUAAAUAUCUACACAUUAGUGGACUGUAUUCUGUGAAAUCAGUUACUCAUGACGGUAUUAGGAAAAACUUCUACUGAUAACACUGUAAAUGUUACCACCUGCAAGUACAUGCUGUGUAUUGUCAAGAGGUUUAAAAAAAGAUUCCUCACCUAAAUGGGUAUCUUAGCACCCUUGCACAAAUAUUUGCUCAACUUUUAAUAGAUGGUGCCUAUUUUUGCUUCUUUUCCACCGUUAAACAUGGCACAGUUAUUGAGAUAUAAACUGUUUAAAUAAUACAUGAGAAGAUAUUAGGGAUAUUCCUCCUGGACCGUGUUGUCUCAUAUUGCCUAGCUAACCGAUACUUCUUCCUAAAAUGCCUUCCUGGUUUCAGUUUAUUUUCAGUACCAAAGAAUUUCUUCUGUCCUGUUUGUAUCAAUAAUUUCUAGAUGACACUGUGGUUCACUGCCUAGCCUAUCUCUUCGGAAAAAAACAAUAAAUAAAUAAAUAAAUGAAGGUCCUUCAAAAAAUGCAAUGUUGUGUCAACAAU